Messenger RNA from Dunckerocampus dactyliophorus (ringed pipefish), 1110 nucleotides. RefSeq names its product N-alpha-acetyltransferase 38, NatC auxiliary subunit (gene naa38). The coding region runs from base 103 to 441 and encodes 112 amino acids. The transcript has 3 exons. Gene Ontology annotation, molecular function: RNA binding. Gene Ontology annotation, cellular component: NatC complex. Lineage: Eukaryota; Metazoa; Chordata; Actinopteri; Syngnathiformes; Syngnathidae. The record is from RefSeq and is a predicted model, not a curated record.
GUUUAUACAUAAAUCUGCAUCUUACUUCAAUGAUGUAGUUUCCGGUUGCCUUGGUCCGAUAGUCAAAUACGUCCGCCAGCUAACUACGGAAGAAGCGAUGAAAUGGCAACAACAUUUGAGGAAAACGGACCAUCAACUCAUGAACAGUGUGAAGUGGCCUCGUCGUCCCAGGCUAGACAGAAACUAGAAGGACUCCUGAACAAGAACAUGAGGAUCCGUAUGACCGAUGGAAGGACUUUAGUGGGUCUUUUUCUUUGCACUGACAGGGACUGCAACAUCAUCCUUGGAUCGGCUCAGGAAUUCCUCAAAUCCACAGACACUUUCUCGCAGGGUGAACCCCGAGUUCUAGGCCUGGCGAUGAUCCCGGGUCACCAUGUGGUGUCCAUCGAGGUGGAGGCUGACAUACUGGAGGACACGCAAGGAUUUGGACUGAACCAUUGAGGGAUUGAGCGCAGUAAUAACAUGGACAUUUCCCAGCUGAAGACUCAGUCGGCAGCCAAUAUUUGAUGUCAAUUAAAGUUGUGUGCCAUUAGGACAGGGGUGUCAAAGUGUGGCCUCAGGGGCCAUUUACUGCUUAUUUUUCUUGGCUUGCGGCGCAUUGUAAAAAUUAAACAGCAAAAAUGGAAAAAAAGAAAAAAAAAAUGUUGAUAUUACCAACACUAAUUAUUGUACAGUGGGACCCGUUUAACACCCCUCAGACUGACUGACAUCGACAUAAGCGGUUGUCGACUGAAAAUUAAACUAGCCAUUGCUUGCACAUUUACUUAUGACUUUGGCUAGAGAUAGAAGAAUGGGCGAUAAAAGGAUUUUUUUUUUAAACCAACAGCAGUUUGUGCAUUUUUUUAAAAAAAUUGUUCUGCUUUCAUUUGAUAUUUUAUUAAGUUAAUACACUCAAGCGGGUAAUAUCCUUUGCCACCUAUAAUUUAAAAGUGUAUUUUUUGUACUUUUCAGGAAAUUAAAUAUCAAAAUGGUGCCCGCGUGCUUUGAUUUUUCAGUAUGUGGCCCUCUGUUGAAAAAGUUUUAACAUCCUUUAGAUUUUUUUUUCAAAUCCUGCUGUGAUCGUGUGUUCUGUUUUAUGUAUCGACUAGUUUACAACCGGUCGUUUGGGCU